Molecule: messenger RNA, 327 nt
Organism: Botrytis porri
Lineage: Eukaryota; Fungi; Ascomycota; Leotiomycetes; Helotiales; Sclerotiniaceae
Exons: 1
Coding region: 1-327 (108 amino acids)
Source: RefSeq, a predicted model, not a curated record
AUGGCACCAUAUGCUAAUUUAAGCGUUGGGACUAUAUCAUACCCAAAGUUGGUAGGCAAGCCGUGGAUACACAAACGGAUUUCUGCUGCUAUCGAGUCCAAGAAACUCCGGAACGACGUACCAAUCUUUCGCCUUCACAGUAUGAUUAUCAAUGAGAUACCUCAAAUUCGUCUUUGUAAGGAGGAAUCAAUAAAAUGGGACCCAGAAGGUGUUCCUAAUGAGAACAGCUCCGGCUAUGAAGAUCUCGUAGCGGACGAUGAUUCGGAUUACAAGGUCUUGAAACAAUCUUUCAUAUUUGGUGUUCUCUUCACGUACAUCGAAAACUAA